Messenger RNA from Saccoglossus kowalevskii, 569 nucleotides. RefSeq lists its product as uncharacterized. The record is from RefSeq and is a predicted model, not a curated record. Lineage: Eukaryota; Metazoa; Hemichordata; Enteropneusta; Harrimaniidae. Gene Ontology annotation, molecular function: calcium ion binding; protein binding.
CGCUGGUGGAAAAUGCAUUGCGGCCAUGCUGAAAGAAAAUUGUUAUAUAAGUGAACUGAAUCUUUCGUCGAAUAAGCUUGGUUCUCAAGGAGCACGUGCAGUUGGUGACAUGUUGGAACACAACACAACUUUACAGAGAAUUAACUUAUCAGCAAACGAAUUCAAAGACAAGGACGCAGAACCAUUUACACAAGCCCUUAAAGUAGGUAUAACUACAAUACACAACUCACUAUAUGCCAGUUUUCAGACGGUCACAUUUCUCUGAAACACCCCUGCAUUUUACCAACAUUUGAAAAUGCCAAAUCAAUCAAUCAACAAAAUUAUAGACUGGAUAACCAUACUUAGCUGAUUUAAAGCAAGUUUCUACUAGUAAGUGCUCAUGUGAUUCGCACAUGAUGGCACUCUUCACUGGAGUCUACAUUUGUCGUUCACGUCAUUCAAAAAUAACAACUUCAACAUUCGUUCAAUCAUCCAUAUUUUACGAUAAUAACUUUCAUAUUGGUCGAUUUUUUAAAAACCUACGAAGGUGGUAAUAUAUUCGUUCAGUUCAGCACUUGAUCAAAACUCUC